Messenger RNA from Patiria miniata (bat star), 4668 nucleotides. Its product is annotated as protein diaphanous homolog 2-like. Lineage: Eukaryota; Metazoa; Echinodermata; Asteroidea; Valvatida; Asterinidae. Gene Ontology annotation, molecular function: microtubule binding; small GTPase binding; actin binding. Gene Ontology annotation, cellular component: cytoplasm; actin filament. Gene Ontology annotation, biological process: actin cytoskeleton organization; actin filament polymerization. The coding region runs from base 195 to 3650 and encodes 1151 amino acids. The record is from RefSeq and is a predicted model, not a curated record. The transcript is spliced from 24 exons.
CAUGACCUCACAUCCGACACGGCAAAAUACGAAGUGAAGGAAGGGAGGAAAAUGGGUCCCUCCCUCGACCGUCAAACUUUGGCAGAUUUUUUACGCUUUUAGGCCGAUGACUUGUAACGAAUCUGCGAACAAUUGAUGGAGAUCAUAUGAGAGAUUAUUUUAUUUGAACGUUUCGGCUACAUUAACCAUUUAAAAUGGAUAGAAAGGACAUGUCAAAACGCUCCAGUUUUUUUGGAGGCAAACGCAUCUUGACCAAGCCCUCCAAGAAGGCGGAGUCGGGCAACAAGAGGGACCAGCGGCUGCAGUCCCGCCCCUCGGUGGAGGAGGAGGAGGCCCAUCAGGAGUAUGAACGCAUCCAGCAGAGACUCACCGACCAGGAGGUGGAUGCUGCCCUGGAGAAGAUGCUGGAGGACAUGGGGCUCACUGGCAACAAAGCUGACCCCUUGCGGGCGCGUGACAUGACUACCAAGAGAGAGAUGGUGCUUCAGUACAUGAAACGCUCGGGCUCUUCAGCGGGUAGAAAAACAGUGCAGAAACCAGGCGACUACAUCUUGGAGUUGAAGCACUGCGGUCCGGGGGACUCAGAGCGUCUCCUGUCCACCCUGGGCUCCCUGAAGGUGUCGCUGGGCAGCAACACCAUCAGUUGGGUCCAGCAGUUUGGGGAGGCCGGCCUGACAGAAAUACUGAAGAUCAUUAAUGAUUUUACCAAUAGGGAGGACCAAAGGAGUGUGGACGUCAGGCACGAGUGCAUCAAGUGCCUCAAGGCCUUCAUGAACAACAAGUACGGCAUCCAGAUGAUGUUCAACAAAGAGGGCGCUCUGAGCACCGUGGCGGGGACGCUGGACCCCCGGCACGAGCAGAUCAUGGUGGAUACGGUCCGGCUGCUGGCGGCCGUGUGCUUGUACCCUGGAGGGCAUGAGAAAGUGUUGGCAGCCCUGACAGACGUGGCCGAGUUCAGAAGUCGGCCGAGAUUCGCGCCCAUCAUCGAGGCCCUGAAACAGGAAGAGAAUCCUACACUGCAGACGGUCUGCAUGCAGUUAGUGAACGCAGUCAUCAUCACACCACGUGAACCCGAGGAGCUAGACUUCAGGUUACAUCUACGCAAUGAGUUUCUCCGGACAGGAAUGCUGGAUCUCUUACCUGAACUGAGAGACAACAAGAGCUCCGAGCUGGAAACUCAGGUCACCGUCUUUGACGACCACAAAGAAGACGACUACGAUGAGUUCUGCCAUCGCUUCGAAGGCCUCAAAGUAGAGAUAGACGAUGAGGAGUCAGCGUACCAGCUGCUUCACCAGCUCGUCGGCGAUACUCCAGCUGAGCCGUUCUUCCUGUCCAUCCUGCAGCAUCUGCUCAUGAUCAGGGAAGAUGGUGUGAUAAGACCACAGUACUAUAAAUUAAUAGAGGAAUGCAUCUCCCAGAUUGUGCUGCACAGAGGAGGCUGCGAUCCGGACUUCAGACACACGUGCAAAUUUGAAGUUGACGUGGAACCCCUCAUAGAGGGUCUCAAAGAAAAAGCAUUUUACGAAACCCUGGAGACGAAGGCAACGAAGUUAGAAAAAGAGCUGGACCAAGAGUUGACGGCACGGCAGGAAUCCGAGGCCAAGCUCUCCCAGGCGCACAAGAAGAAUGAAGAAUACGAGAAGAAAAUAGCAGAGCUUGAAUCACAGAUUGCAUCAGGUGUCUUUGUCCCCUCAUCAUCAUCAUCAGUACCAGCCCCACCAGGCGGCGCAAUACCCCCACCCCCUCCACCCCCAGGGAUGGGUGGUGGCCCACCCCCUCCCCCGCCCCCACCGGGUAUAGGCGGUGGCCCACCCCCUCCCCCACCACCCCCAGGGAUAGGCGGUGGACCACCCCCUCCCCCGCCACCCCCAGGGAUUGGUGGUGCCCCGCCCCCUCCUCCACUCCCAGGCAUGGGGGGUGGCCCACCCCCUCCCCCGCCACCUCCCGGUAUGGGGGGACCUCCUGGGCCUCCCCCUCCCCCAGGCGGGGUACCCAUGGUAGGGGGCAGGGGUCCCUUCACCCCUUCACCGGUGGCUGAGCUUCCCCAUGGAAUGCGAGCCAAGAAGAAGUACACCCUGCAGACGCCUCUGAAGAGAGCCAACUGGAAUAAGAUCCAGCCACGAAUCCUCAACAAAGACUCGUUCUGGGUCAACGUAGAUGAGGAGAAAGAGGAAGAUGAUACCGUCCUGACCGAACUGGCAAACAUCUUUGCUUCCAAACCAGCUGCCAAGAAGCUCGGCAGUGAAGAUGUUGGCGAUGGGGAAAAGGCGACGACGAAGAAAAAAGCCAAGGCCUUCAAGGUGCUGGAUGCCAAGACGGGUCAAAACUUAGCCAUCCUGCUGGGUUCCCUGCGUGUCCCCCACCAGAACAUGAAGCGCUGGAUCCUGGAGGUUGAUGAGAACCAUCUCAACGAAGGGAUGAUCCAAACCUUACUCAAGAACCUGCCGGAACCGGAGCAGAUCAACAGUGUCUACGCGCUCAAGGAUGAGUUCGAGGACAUGGCCGAGGCUGAACAGUUCUGCGUCACUAUUGGAUCAAUCAAGCGUCUGAUACCCAGACUACAGUCCAUCAGUUUCAAGAUGAGGUUCCAGGAGUCCGUCCAAGACAUCAAACCAGUGGUUGUCAUGGGAACCAAGGCAUGCGAGGAGAUCCGAGAUAGCAAGAAGUUCAAACGCUUACUGGAGAUCCUUCUACUUUUUGGCAACUACAUGAACACGGGCUCAAGGAACGCGCAGUCAUUGGGGUUCGACCUCAACUACCUGACAAAACUCCGGAACACAAAAUCUGUCGACAACAAAAUCACCUUCUUGAACUUUGUGGUGGAUAUAAUCGAGACCAAAUACCCCGAGGUCUCUGAUUUCCUGGAGGAGAUCAGCCACGCAGAGAAGGCAGCCAGAGUACCUGUGGAUACAGUCAGUGGCAACCUGCGCAACAUGCUGAAGCAGAUCAAGCAGCUGGAGACGGACAUCAAGUCCUUCGUGCCCAGCAAAGAAGGCAACGACCAGUUCAAGGAAGUCAUGGGAGAGUUUGUGGUGCAAGCGAGGGAGCAGUACGAGAUGCUUGAGAGCAUGUUCACCAAGAUGACUGACCUGUACAGCUACCUGGGCGAGUUCUACUGCUUUGACGUCUCCAAGAGGCCGUUUGAGGAGUUCUUUGGCGAUCUCAAAAUCUUCACCGAUGAGUACAAGCUGUCGGCCAAAGAGAACAAGAAGAGGCGGGAAGCGGAGGAGAAGGCGAGGAAGGCCAAGGAGGCCAAGCAGAAGGCCGAGGAAGAGAAGCUGGAAAAGAAGAGAAGGAAGGACCAACUGGCUGGAAUGAAACUAGAUGACGACCAGGCAGGCGUGAUGGAUAAUCUACUGGAGGCAUUGCAGAGUGGUACGGCCUUCAACAGAGGAGACAAAGGAGGCAGGAAGAGAACGCCCAGAGCGGCUGGAGCCGAGAGAAGAAGACAGCUGGAGAGAACGAGGUCGAGGGUUGGCCUUCUGGCGCCCGCGACGGCCAAGGAGAUCUCACUGGACGACGACACCGAGGCGCCCAAGGCGCGGCAGCACGCCGUGACCAACAACCGGACGCGACAGCGGAAACCUGUCAACGCCUGGGGCGAGGGAAAGGAAGGAGAAGACUUGAUGGAACGCCUGAAGAACUUAUAGUGAUCGGCAUUGCCAAUAAAAAAUUAACCAUCGUGAUGCCAACUUUCUCCCAAGUUCCUGUGGGGGUUUCGGAAGGGGCAACAUGAGUGCUUUGCAGAUGAUGGAGAAUUUUUUUUGUGUCGUCACUGCGUAGUUUCUGCAAGACUGCAUGGAAUUGGUGUCUCCACUUUGUCUUCGGGAUUGGUUUUAGGGUAUAUCCCAAAUUCCGAAAGACAAGUGAAUAUCGCUUCCGAACUCCGUUUUUUUUUCAACUCAACUGAAAGGCCCAAGGUGCUAAAGACCUCACGAACCACAAAUUGGCACAUCGAGCAUAACUGCCAACACAAUAGAGUGGCAUGCAGAGAUGCAGAAGUAAGUACAGACAUUUUCAUCGUGCCUUGGAUGCCAAAAUAUCAAGUAAAAGAUUUAUAGACCAGUGAUGAUCACGACUGUGGAUACCAGUGAACUUGUAUGUAAAAAACCACAUAGAAUGAGUGGUUUACCUGGACAAGAUGUAGGUUUAAAACUGCACUGUUAGGAAAGCACUGGGGUAGUUUUGCUUAAACAAUAACACAUCAAAGAAAGGGGAAAAAACCCAUGUUGGUUUAUAAGUUUUGCAUCGAAUGCAACAUGAAUUUUUACAAAACAGGGAUUUCUGUUUAUACACAGUGAACUUGGAUUAAUUAACGGGAGUACGGUUUUGAGAUUUUUUUUGGUAAACAAUCUGUGAUGAAAUAUGAUUGACUGCCUCAAUUCUUUCGCUUUGUAUAUAAUAUUGCUCUUUUCCUAAAAGAAAAAAAAUGCUUCCUGAGUGUCAAGCCAUUUUUGUCAACGCGAAGCAAUCUGACAUUGUUUGGAGAGCCUGAUUUUGCACUUUUUGCUAGCUUUGCCUUGCGAUAUAUAGAGAAUGUACGGUAUCUAUGGCGAUGACAAAGUGUGUGCCGUAACAAAUAUUUUCUAACAGCUGAAUUUGACUGAGCGAAAAAUUUGUGUAAUGUAUCAUUUUUUUCGUGGUAACCGCUGGGGUCUUUCAUUUGUU